GCUGGCCGGCUGCGGCGAUGGCUCAGCCCAGCCCGGGGCAGGACGCCGACAGCACGGCCGCGGUGGCCGUGCUGAAGCGGGCGGUGGAGCUGGACGCCGAGUCCCGGUUCCAGCAGGCGCUGGUGUGCUACCAGGAGGGCAUCGACAUGCUCCUGCAGGUUCUGAAAGGCACUAAAAACGCCAGUAAGAGAUGUGUUCUCAGAACAAAAAUCUCUGACUACAUGGAUAGAGCAGAAAACAUAAAGAAAUACUUAGACCAAGAAAAAGAAGAUGGAAAAUAUCACAAGCAAAUUAAAAUAGAGGAGAACGCAACUGGGUUCAGUUACGAGUCACUGUUUAAAGAAUACCUUCACGAGACAGUUACGGAAGUUUGGAUCGAAGACCCUUAUAUUAGGCAAACUCAUCAGCUGUAUAACUUCCUUCGGUUUUGUGAGAUGCUGCUUAAGAAGCCAUGUAAAAUAAGAACUAUUCACCUUCUCACCUCUGUGGAUGAAGGGUUUGGGAGUGCACAGCAGAGCAGUGGUCUAGAAGAAAUAAGACAGUCCCUCAGGAGUCAUGGAGUGCUGUUGGAAGUAAACUUUUCUUCCUCUAUACAUGACCGAGAAAUUAGGUUCAACACUGGAUGGAUGUUUAAAAUUGGAAGGGGACUUGAUUAUUUUAAGAGACCACAGGGUCGUUUUUCCCUUGGAUAUUGUGAUUUAGAUCUCAGACCAUGUCAUGAAACAACAGUGGACAUUUUCCAUAACAAGCACACAAAAAAAAUAUGAUGUGUGGUAACCUCGCUAUACAUUUCUGCUUUAGAUGGUUUCAGCCCAUUUUCUGUUGCUAAAACUGAAUACCCUCCGCUGGAUGACAUACAAAGAAUAGAGGAUUUAGCAUCUGGGGAGGGUCUUCUUUCUGCAUCCUGGCACAAUGUCACAAGAUGGCGUAAGCUUUGAAACAAAGCUUGUGGCAGAGUCAGUACCUCAGAGGUCUCCCGUCUUAACACUGCUGUACUAGGGACCAAGAUUCAACUCACAGGCCUUUGUGGACAUAUUCAAACCAUAGCAAGCAAAGCAAAUGCUGAGCUUGUUUCUUUUCCCUUUUUUCUUUUUUUUUUAACCUCUGAAUUAUUUUUAUAAUAUAUGAAUUUAACAAUAAAUGUUUACAUUUCUACAAA
This is a messenger RNA of Phodopus roborovskii (desert hamster), 1159 nucleotides long. RefSeq names its product microtubule interacting and trafficking domain containing 1 (gene Mitd1). The transcript has 7 exons. The record is from RefSeq and is a predicted model, not a curated record. Gene Ontology annotation, biological process: midbody abscission. Gene Ontology annotation, cellular component: midbody. Bases 18 to 767 code for a protein of 249 amino acids. NCBI's taxonomy places the organism in Eukaryota, Metazoa, Chordata, Mammalia, Rodentia, Cricetidae.